Pipistrellus nathusii (Nathusius's pipistrelle) is the source of this 170-nucleotide messenger RNA. Lineage: Eukaryota; Metazoa; Chordata; Mammalia; Chiroptera; Vespertilionidae. The record is from the annotation of a GenBank genome assembly.
GGGGCUGCCCUCCUCCAGUCCAGCUCCCUUCCCAGAGCUGUCCACAUCUGGAGCCCCCUCCACAUCUGGAAGACCCCAGGCACAGUUCUUCUGCAGAUGUCACUUGCAACCAGAGACCUCUGCCUUUGCAACUGCCCAAGAAUCGUGAGGGGAUUGUGCUGCUUCCCUAA